CCUACGUCAUGCAACACCUCGUUCUAUAUAGUACCCAGGGCAGGCUUAUAGCACAGUAAGUAUACUCCCCUGUUCCUCUACUAACACUGCAAGUACGUAUACCGAAUCGCAGAAGAACACACAGACCGAUCCGCCAACCCCCCUCCCGAAAAACCGGAACAUGGUCCUUCACACAAGACAUGCAUUCUCUCUCUCACACACACACACACACACACACACACACACACACACACCUCCACGCCAAGCCAAAUAUCCUCUUCAAGCAUGUAUCUUUUGCCCACAGUCUCAUCGCCUCUUGCUACAAUUUCCCCCACCUUCUCUACUUUCAUCCACAAAGCAAAAAAAAAGUGAAGAAAAAGUGAGUUCAAUAACCGUCAUGCAUACUCUGCCAUUUGCAAAACGCAGCCGAAAUCGCGUGUCUCGCUCCCAGACGAGGCAUCGCUACGCUGCGGCUGAAGUACGUGACUGGGGCUCGCGGCGGGCGCGGGCUGUGCGGCUCAGCUUUGUGGCUAGCUGUGCUAGCUUUUGUGUUCCUGCGUCAAGGACCACACCGUCUUCGUACCGCCUAGAGAGACAAAACAACCCGUCGCAGAAACACUCACGCACACCUCUCAGGCUUUCUCGCCCAUAUGGAAUAUCUCUAUCUAUCUAUCUAGUAGACGUCAGCUCUGCCAGAUUUAGCACCCACACGACCCAACCCGAUUCCGCGCAUUAUCUCUCUUCAGCUAAACGACCAAGUGCGGGUGGGGGGUCGUCCGCAUUCGAUAGUCGAAGGCCAAGAAAGGGCCUAGCCAGGCCCUUUUUAGCUCUGCGGUUCAACGACGCAGGCCAAGCUAGGAGUCUUUGCCCUUUUUCCACCGGGUUGGUUUUGAGUUUGGGGGCUUCUAGGUUGCGGGUGUUGGCGGUCUCAGGAAGGACUGCGAUGCGAUAACGAAGGGGGCUAGUUAGUAGUAGUAAUAGUGGGACCGGCAUACCCGAGAUGCUUGGGUUCUGUUGUUUCCCAUCUUUCGAUCGCUUGCUGCCCUU
This is a messenger RNA of Bipolaris sorokiniana ND90Pr, 1026 nucleotides long. RefSeq lists its product as uncharacterized. The transcript has a single exon. Bases 161 to 931 code for a protein of 256 amino acids. Lineage: Eukaryota; Fungi; Ascomycota; Dothideomycetes; Pleosporales; Pleosporaceae. The record is from RefSeq and is a predicted model, not a curated record.